AUUAAACAUCGGAUCCACUUCCCCUCCCAAAAUCAGAGGGCCUAACCAAUAAACCAUCAAUAACCUAUUUUCUUUUAGUAUUAGGAAUUCGGAUCACAAUUCCAGUUUCAGACACAAACGUUUUCUUUCUGGAAAAGUGGAAAACACAUACAAAAAUGCCCCAAACAAAUCGCCAAAGGCUAAAUCCAGCCUGAAAACCCCCAGUUUCCGUCCCGGUUUGCAAUUCUCUUCGGAAUCGAACAUUCUCAUCCGUUUCUGCUUUUCACUGCGCCGGUGGCCAUGGCGGACGACGCUGGUGGUGGCAGUGCCAGUGGAAGUGGCAGUAUUGUUAGUCUCUGCGGUGGUAGCUCCGACAUAAGCGGGAGGCUCGGUUCGAUGGACUCGGUGGAGUCACGGUGGGUCUUCCAAGACGACGACGACGACUCUGUGAUUGAUGACGACGAGGAUGGUUUGCAACGUCGCGGUACUGGAUUGGAUUCCGACGAGGAGGAGGACGACGACGAAGACGAUAAUGCGGAGCAGCGCCUUAUCCGCACCGGGCCGCGGAUCGAUUCCUUCGACGUUGAAGCUCUUGAGAUCCCAAGCGCCCAGCGAAGUGACUACGAGGACUUCAGUGUGAGCAAGAAGAUUAUUCUAGCUUUUCAGACACUUGGUGUUGUAUUCGGUGACGUUGGAACGAGUCCUUUAUAUGCAUUUGAUGUGAUGUUUACAAAAGCACCCAUAAGUGGGGAAGAAGAUGUUCUUGGUGGAUUGUCAUUGGUCCUGUACACGUUGAUCUUAGUACCUCUUGUGAAAUAUGUUCUUGUUGUGCUUUGGGCAAAUGAUGAUGGCGAAGGAGGUACUUUUGCCUUGUACUCGUUGAUCUGCCGGCAUGCUAAGGUUAGUCUUCUCCCGAAUCAGCUCCCUUCAGAUGCUCGUAUUUCAAGCUUCCGGCUGAAGGUCCCCUCCCCGGAACUGGAGAGAUCAUUAAAAAUCAAGGAAAGACUAGAGGCAUCAUUGACAUUGAAAAAGCUGCUUCUCGUCUUGGUGCUUGCUGGUACUUCGAUGGUGAUAGCUGAUGGAGUUGUUACACCAGCGAUGUCAGUGAUGUCAGCUGUUGGUGGUCUCAAGGUUGGAGUAGCUGCUGUAGAGCAAGACCAAGUGGUGAUGAUUUCCAUUGCCUUUCUUGUAAUUUUGUUUAGUGUACAGAAGUUUGGUACAAGCAAAGUGGGACUUGCUGUAGGUCCUGCUUUAUUUUUAUGGUUUUGUUCUCUAGCCGGCAUCGGAAUCUAUAAUCUUGUCAAAUAUGACAGCAGUGUAUUAAGAGCAUUUAAUCCUGUUCACAUCUAUUACUUCUUCAAGCGGGACUCAGCUAAAGCCUGGCGUGCUCUUGGAGGUUGCCUUCUAUGUGCAACAGGUUCUGAAGCCAUGUUUGCAGAUCUUUGCUAUUUCUCUGUUAGAUCAAUCCAGCUUUUGUGCAUAAGUUCUAUCCCUGGUUGCUUCUGUGCCUCUAAUCCGUUUAAUAGUGGUCAAUUGCAGCUUACUUUUGUAUUUCUGGUGUUACCUUGCCUUUUGCUGGGGUAUUUGGGUCAAGCUGCAUAUCUAAUGCAAAAUCAUACUGAAGUUCUGGCUGAACAGGCUUUCUUUUCGUCAGUUCCAAGUGGUGCAUUCUGGCCUAUCUUCCUUAUUGCUAAUGUUGCUGCAUUAAUUGCUUGUCGAGCAAUGACAACAGCUACUUUUUCUUGUAUAAAACAGUCAACAGCACUUGGUUGUUUCCCAAGACUUAAGAUUAUCCAUACUUCUCGAAAGUUCAUGGGUCAGAUUUAUAUUCCAGUCAUUAACUGGUUUCUGCUGGCGGUGUGCAUAUUGUUCGUCUACUCUAUUCAAAGCAUUACUGAGAUGGGAAAUGCAUACGGGAUUGCUGAGCUUGGGGUCAUGAUGAUGACAACCAUUUUGGUGACCCUUGUUAUGCUCCUUAUUUGGCAGAUCAAUAUCUUUGUUGUGCUCAGCUUUCUUACGAUUUUCCUAGGGAUUGAAUUGACAUUUUUCUCAUCGGUUUUAUGGGGUGUGGGAGAUGGAAGUUGGAUAAUAUUGGUGUUUGCUGGAAUUAUGUUCCUUAUCAUGUAUAUUUGGAACUAUGGGAGCAAACUAAAAUAUGAAACUGAAGUGAAGCAGAAGCUGUCAAUGGAUUUAAUGAGGGAAUUAGGGUCCAACCUAGGAACGAUUAGAGCCCCUGGAAUUGGCUUGCUCUACAAUGAGUUGGUGAAAGGGAUACCAGCUAUAUUUGGCCAUUUUCUGACAACUCUUCCGGCGAUUCAUUCAAUGAUCAUCUUUGUCUGUAUAAAGUAUGUUCCAGUCCCAGUUGUCCCUCAGAGUGAACGGUUCCUUUUCAGACGAGUCUGCCCAAAGAACUACCACAUAUUCCGUUGUAUUGCCAGGUACGGUUACAAAGAUGUGAGGAAAGAGAACCACCAGGCCUUUGAACAGCUGUUGAUUGAGAGUUUGGAGAAGUUUAUCAGGAGGGAGGCUCAGGAAAGAUCGUUAGAGAGUGAUGGGGAUGAUGAUAUGGAGACAGAAGAUGAUGAUUACUCGAACAAAAACAACACUAGAGUCCUAGUUGCUCCAAAUGGAAGUGUUUAUUCACUUGGCAUGCCCCUACUGGCUGAGUUCCAGGAAACCGGUAACCACAACUAUCGUGGUUCCACUGAGGCAAGCACUUCUUGUUCUUCUCCUGAGGUUAUUGCGAAAUCAGGGUCGUCGGCAGAUCCACUUGAUCCUGAGCAGAGUCUUGAUCGGGAGCUAUCUUUUAUUCGAAAAGCUAAAGAAUCAGGGGUUGUGUAUCUUCUGGGACACGGAGAUAUUAGAGCAAGAAAGGAUUCCUGGUUCAUCAAGAAGCUAGUCAUUAACUAUUUCUACGCUUUUCUGCGAAAGAACUGCAGAAGAGGGAUUGCCAAUUUGAGUGUCCCUCACUCCAAUCUGAUGCAGGUGGGCAUGACAUACAUGGUCUGACUUGGUUUUCAAGUGACAGAAGUGGUUGGUUCUAGACUUCUAGUCGCACAAGACCAUAAAGGAGGAAUUGUGUGCCAUACUGAUUAGCCUGUUCAACUGGUUAUUUGCCGAUCAAUGAUGAUUCAUAGUGUGUGUGUGAGUACCCCAUUCUUUUGUUGGACUAUCUGGACUAUGAAAUACUUGUGCACACGCAAUUGCUGCGCUGGAUCUGUCGCCCUUUUUUCUUUCAGCAAGUUUUGAUAUUGGUAGGUCAGAGUGUCUUGUAAUUGAAUGGAACCGCUUGUGGCUGGAUGGCCAGUUUGUAGAAUCAAAUUUCAUCUACCAGUUACUAUGUUAAGUAGUGGAUAGUUGAAUGCAGCCUGCUAGUAGACGAUGAGCUCCUCUGUUGUAGAACCAAGUUCUUGUUCCUCCCUCAACAUCAAAUUGACAUGAACUGCAUAUCUAUAACUUUUUUUUUUUUUUUUGCAUUCGAUUCGAGGAGCUUGUCGCUGC
Molecule: messenger RNA, 3480 nt
Organism: Linum tenue
Lineage: Eukaryota; Viridiplantae; Streptophyta; Magnoliopsida; Malpighiales; Linaceae
Source: the annotation of a GenBank genome assembly